This is a messenger RNA of Talaromyces marneffei, 1590 nucleotides long. RefSeq lists its product as uncharacterized. NCBI's taxonomy places the organism in Eukaryota, Fungi, Ascomycota, Eurotiomycetes, Eurotiales, Trichocomaceae. The coding region runs from base 1 to 1590 and encodes 529 amino acids. The transcript has a single exon. Gene Ontology annotation, molecular function: heme binding; iron ion binding; oxidoreductase activity, acting on paired donors, with incorporation or reduction of molecular oxygen. The record is from RefSeq and is a predicted model, not a curated record.
AUGCUCGAGUAUUCCAACGACAUCCCUUUCUCAUGGAUGGGGAUUCUUAACUCUGGGAGCGCCUCUUUCCCUUAUGUUGCAGUAGUGAUAUGCUCGGCUCUUAUAUUUUACAAAUAUUGCUACCCCGGACACGCUCUCCCCCUACCACCUGGUCCCGUUCCACUGCCAGUAAUUGGCAAUUUGCAUCAGCUGACUGGUGGAAAUCCGUUUGAGCAAUUUGAGAAAUGGCACAAAAAAUACGGGGCUCUAAUAAGCAUUCGCGCUGGGCAACGAACUAUUAUCGUUAUUAGCUCAUAUGAGAUUGCACAUGACCUGCUAGACAAACAAAGUGCCGUCUACAGCUCCCGUCCCAAAUUGAACAUCGCAUCCAAGCACCUUGCGAGAGACAUGUCGAUGGCUUUGAUGCCAUGCAGUAAAAAAUGGCAGACUCAUCGUCGUAUGGUUGUAUCAUUACUCAACUCAGCUGCAACCAAACGAUACCAAGCUGUCCUAGAUAUCGAGAGCAAGCAAGUGGUGCAUGAGCUUUUGACUUCCCAUGACUUUUCGUCGAGCUUUGAAAGAUACAUCACGAGCCUGCUAUUUACUCUAGCCUAUGGCAUUCGCGUGGAGAGUAUAACACGGCCUGAGAUCUCGGAGAUGAGAUACGUCCUUCACUGUCUAAAGGAUGGCUUGAACAAUGUUACAAUGGCAGUGGUUGAAUUAUUUCCACUGCUUGAUCACCUGCCUCGAUUUAUGGCUCCUUGGAAACAGUUUUGGCAAGAGAGGCACAAUCGGACAAUUAAAUUCAUGCUCCAGAACUUACAAUACGCUCGGUCUAAACAAAAGUCAUCGUGGACAUGGGCACGUGAAGUGCAACAGGCACUGAACCAUGCAGGGAAAGAUGGUGACUCAGAAGUUGCCUAUUUGGUGGGCACAAUGAACGAAGCUGGCAUUGAGACUACUCCAAGCGCCAUGUGUACAGCGAUCAAGGCCCUUCUAUUGAAUCCCGCCGCUGCCAAGAGAGCACAACAAGAGAUCGACACCAUCGUAGGCCCUGAUCGCCUUCCUCAGGUUGACGACGCGCCUGAAAUGCCGUUUAUGGAGGCGUUGAUCGAGGAGGUUUUACGGUGGCAGCCAGUGACGCCGUUGGGCGCCCCUCAUUCUACCGACACUGAUCAGGAAUAUAUGGGAUAUCGGAUUCCGCGAGGCUCCAUAAUCAUGCAAAACUAUUAUGGAAUGGCGCACGAUAGCAAUACUUGCCCCGAACCGUACAAAUUCAAUCCAGAGAGAUGGCUCCAAGACCCGGACCUGCGCGUCUUUAGUCCAUUUGGCUACGGUCGCAGAAAAUGCCCUGGGGAACAAAUGGCGAGGAACAGCAUAUUCAUCGUCCUUUCUCGUAUAUUAUGGGGAUACAAUAUCAAUCACGUUGUUCGCGAUGGUCAAACCAUCGAGGUGGACGAGUGGGAUAUUGAACAUCACUUUACAUCGGCGCCGGCGCCAUUUGAAGUGUCCUUCGAGGUGCGAGAUGAGCACCGACGCAAAAUAAUUGAGCGAGAAUUCCAGAGUAUGGAAAAGAAUGCAUCCGAGAUCCUGAAAAAAGUUGCGCCUUGA